Aspergillus caelatus is the source of this 645-nucleotide messenger RNA. RefSeq lists its product as uncharacterized. The transcript has 2 exons. NCBI's taxonomy places the organism in Eukaryota, Fungi, Ascomycota, Eurotiomycetes, Eurotiales, Aspergillaceae. The record is from RefSeq and is a predicted model, not a curated record. Bases 88 to 255 code for a protein of 55 amino acids.
GUUCUCUGCGCUUUGGCCUCUUUCAGUCUACCCAGCCAGCAUUUUAGAUACGCCCACUGGUUUUGUGGCGAAGCUCGGGGCACCAACAUGUACCAAAAAUCUGUGAAAAUCCUCAUUGGCGCUUCGUUAUUCCUCUUCGCCGCCGUGGAGCUGGAGCAGUACACGUCCCUCUAUGAUAGAUAUCCGAUGGCGUGUAACAUCGUCAAUGCCCUGCUAUGCGUUGUCCUCUGCAUUCAAUACAGCAUCCAUAGGUGAUCCGCCGUAAUCAGAAAGGUUACAACAGCGCAGAUGCAUAAUAUAGCGAAUUUGUGAUCCUCCACUACAUUUCAAUUCACCAAGUUUGUGUUUGUGAGUCUUCAGGGAAAGGCCUGUGAUGCACCAGAUGCCAAGAAUUUUGUCAAAAUAUCGAGGUUUCUUGACUUGACCCUAUCGAAGGUUGUGCCGGUUGGUGAGGUACUGACUGAGUACUGAAGAUGGAUGGUUCUCAUGUUCAAUGCGAUGAUGGAAUGUGAGAAACAGGCAUGAAGAUGUAAAUCAGGCACGGACGUACGACUACACUAUAUGGUUCUUAGUGAAAGAUGGAGACCAAAUUGUACAGUUAGACCCCUCCAAAACGCGCUGAAUCUCGCGAUAGAUAUAUGCAGU